CAGCGGGUCCGUUGUUAAACUCCAUCCGGUAAUUCUUCCGGUGUAAGGACGCUCCUGUAGCAGGGCUUCGGUUUUUCACAGAGGCCGACCGGCUCAAUAAAGGUAACCGCACAGACAUCCAUAUAUGUACAUUUUUUUGUCAGGGGUUAAAUUUGUCGGAGCAUCGAUGUUGCACCGAUAGUUUCCUAGCAUUCACUUUGAACUAAGUGGUAAAAUAAACAGCUUUUCUUUGUCUAAGACCAACAAGCUGAGUGUGGCUAACGGUUCGUAGUUAACAGGAGCACAUAUGAAAACGGAAGACCUCUAGUUAAAUUCACACUUUGUUUGAACAAGUUGUUUAUAUUUAGUGUUAUUAUUUGUACGUAAAGUCAGACAUUUUUUGAAUAUGUGGAAAAACGUCGUUUAUCAAUCUGCUGAAAAACGACGAUUAAUGUUCGCUGAAAUGCCGUCAGCCAUUUUAAAAUGAAAGGGCCCAUUAACGCUCGAGCGGGGAGUCUGAUGGAAAACGCUACAGUGAAGUUUAGGUAUUUAGAGACAUGCCUCUUCGCAAACUGGCCUCUAAUUUUAUGUUAUUACACGAAAUAUAUCUAUACUUACUGUACAAAUCAAUACGUGUACACUAAAUAUAUAUGUAAUGUGACUUAAAAAAUUUAAGAAUGGUUACAGUUCUUCCAGUGAGGAUAGUUCGUCAAAGGACUAAGCACCAUUCACAAACGAAGCCACAUGGAAAUAAAUAAAUUUAGCUGAUAAAGCUCACAUUAAAACUGAAUGUUUACUAAAGAUUGUAACUUGUGCCAUUCUGAAUUUUAUUUGUUGAUUUCCUGCUGUAGCUUAGGUUUUCGUGUCUUAUCUGUCUUUUACAAAAUUGUAAAGCAAUUGUUUAAUUGUCUGAGCUCAGAGCAACAUUUCCUGAGUACUUCUAAGCAACUGCACUUUUAAAAAAAAGCUUUCAAAGCUCUCUUAUCUUAAAAACAAAGAUAAAUGACUUUAUUCUUUACUCCUGCCUCACUAACAUGUCUUUGUUUUUUCUCAUUUAGAUUUCUAAAGAUGGUGAAGAUUUUUGUGGGAAACCUGCCACGAGAAGCAGACAAUGAUGAAAUCAAGGCACUGUUUAUGCAGUAUGGCACAGUCACUGAAUGUGCCAUCAUCAAGAACUAUGCUUUUGUCCACAUGGAUGACCGCAAAGCUGCCACCAAAGCCAUAAAGAACUUGCACCUCUAUAAGCUACAUGGCACACCAAUCAAUGUGGAGGCCAGUCAUGGGAAGAACCAGGGUUCAGUAAAGCUGCAUGUAGCUAAUGUUGAAAAGGGAGCUGACGAUGAGCUGCGAGCUCUCUUUGAAGAGUAUGGUACAGUCACUGAGUGUGCCGUUGUUAAGAAUUUUGCUUUUGUACACAUGUCAAACUCAGAUGAGGCUAUGGAUGCCAUCAAGGGACUGGACAACACUGAAUUUCAAGGUGAGAAAUGUAUAAUAAGUCAAAAUGUAGUCAUUACAAAUAGUUUUAUCUUAAAUCUAAUGAUUUAUUUUUUUUAUUUGUUUUUAAUUAGGCAAACGUAUCCAUGUCCAGAUAUCUAAGAGCCGCCCCAGACAUGAUGAACGAGAUGACUACCCUCCUCCACCCCCAGAUAGGGGUGGCUAUUGGCCCCCUCGCUACCCAGGGGAGAGGCAUGAGCCUCCUCCUCCAGGCUACAUGAGAGGCCGCCUCAGCCACAUACCCCCAGGUUACCCCGCUCCCCCUCUGCCACCUCCUCCCCCUAGACGUGCUGUUUAUCCUGACCGUCCCUAUGAGGGGGAGAGGGACAGGUAUGGUGUUGUAGAUUACUAUGAGAAGUACAGAGCCCGUCCUUAUGGCAUCCCCUCUUAUGAAGACCAACGUCCAGGUGCCCCUCCUCCUCCUCCCCCACCUCCAUCAGCCGUCGUCCGAGACCGUCUUAUGACCUCUCCGCUUGACCCGUACGAACGUCGACCCUUACCUCCUCCCCCGUCCUCGUACUAUCCUCGAGAACGCAGCCCCCUCAGGAGAGCACCUAGCGCGCCAAUGCCCCCUGCCAGUAAUGGUUACUCCUACGAGCGCUCACGCCUCUCCCCGGUUUCCAGGGUCCCAGCAUACGGAAUGCCUCGUGCCAGGGACCCCUACGCAGAUCGGCUGCCUCCGCCACCGCCUGCUCGCUACGCUUAUUGAUCAUGUAAAGGUGAGACUAGGUGUGAGGUAGAGUGGUCAUAAUUUCCUAAAGUGUUCAUUCGUCCCUCUAAAGGCAGAGGCAGCUUGCGACUUGUCUUGCACGUUACAGAUCUUGUGGAGAAAGCAAGGUUGGAAAAAAGCAUUCCGUUAAAAAUGCUGUUCAGUAAGUUGUCAUAAGUCUGUGGACUAAGUUGAAAUCCAGCUAAUUACUGCUCAUUUAAGUGACACAGUCCAAAAUUAACAGACUGAGUGGUCAGAGAUCUUAAACCAAAACAGGACUCGUUUCAGUGCCCGGAAACCACAUGGAUGGAAGAAAAAAAACGUGUUUUGUUUCAACAGUUGCAGACAGGUCAUUUGUGUUAUUUGCUCUUUUUUCAGGACCGCCGUCCCACUGCGUCGCCGCUCGCCGCCUCCUGAUGCACGUGACAAUAUCCUCCUCCUGUCUGUGGCUGAGCGCGUUUUGUUCCCCUGCGACGCUCACAGGACGAACUGAAAUGCCGACGUCAAUGUCUGAUUUUGUUUCUAUUAUUUUAGCAGAUUUUACACUCGUAUUUUUUCCCUUCAUUGUUUUAGUUGAUUAAUGUGGUGUAGUAUUUUAAAUGCUUGACGUCUGAUCUAGGCGUUUUCUAUUUUUAUUUGUACUAAAUCGUUUGGAUAACUAGUGUCCUGGUGUUGUGUGUGACCUUAGAAGGCUGAACAAUUUCAGCAGGAGUAACCAGGCGGUACGUGUGACUGUAGAUUAAUCUGAAAUAUGUUCUGUGUAAAAUCUAUUCUGCACGUUGGUUCCAUUAUGUAAAACCCUGCCAUCAAAAAACAGACUUCCAUGUGGCGUCUCUGUGAAAAUUUGCUGAGCUAAGUUGCAUGGGUUUGAAAAGUAAAGUAGCUGUUAUUGCAAUAAUAAGCGCAAAACGUUCAUCUGAACCUGUCCACAGUCAAACUUGUUUUUGGAGGUGAUUUUUAAGCAGUAAUAUCAAGAUUUUCCCAUUAUGCCCUGCCGUUUAUAAUACCAGUGCAGUCGCUUCAAGUGUAUCGUAAAUUUCUGCUCUUUUCAUAUUAUACCAUCAACCGCUGAAUUAAAAUCACACCUCGCUGAACUACUUUCGUCAAAACCAUCACGUUGAUUGAAAACAUAUCUGCUCUGCCGUCUUGUCUUAAAUACUUCACUUUUUUUAUCAGCAGUUUUUUUUUUUUUGAAUUUCCCCUCCUAGAGCCAGAAUUGUAACUUGCCCACUUUUGCAGCUUAGUGAAGAAAUAGAGAAAUCUCAACGUUGAGAAUAGUUUACCUCGGCCAUGACAUCAGAACCCUCUGAAGACCUUCACAGGUAAGUCAAGGGUUUCAAGGAUUACACAUGCAAAGUAAUGCUGAGAGAAAACAAUGUUGGUUUGUAAUGUCCUGUGAGGUUUUUGGUUUAUAGGAAUAAACUUUUGAUAUUAACAGGCUCUCAAAAGGAGGCAAACUCUAUUAUUUUUAUUCAGUGCAACAAAUAUUCACUCAGCUGUUCAUCAUAUUACUCCCAUUACCACUGCUGAGUGGCCUCUUUAUCAUAGCUACAUUUACUCUUGUUAGUCCUCUGCAGCCAUCUUCAGCAACCUGAAUUCUGGCAACUGAAAACAUUUCAGAAUUGGAAGAUAAAAGCAGGGAUUUGAGGCAGAUCUAUUAAAUGUGAAUCUGGUUAAGUGAUUGGAAGACAUCUGAAUGAACUGAAGGAAAAUGACACACACAAGGUCUUAUAGGGACCAUUUCUUUUAGAAUUGACAUACAAAGUGAAGGAACAAUGCACUGGAAAUGAUACAGUAAUUGAUUUUAUAGGUUUUGAUGGGUGUAAGGUGUGAACUGUACUUUGCAUUGUGUUGCCAUUUUGGAAUCUGACCUGCAUGAAUAAAACAUUUUCAAAAAAUAACUGUCC
Messenger RNA from Xyrichtys novacula (pearly razorfish), 4089 nucleotides. NCBI's taxonomy places the organism in Eukaryota, Metazoa, Chordata, Actinopteri, Labriformes, Labridae. The record is from the annotation of a GenBank genome assembly.